Messenger RNA from Sclerotinia borealis F-4128, 846 nucleotides. NCBI's taxonomy places the organism in Eukaryota, Fungi, Ascomycota, Leotiomycetes, Helotiales, Sclerotiniaceae. The record is from the annotation of a GenBank genome assembly.
AUGUCCCACCCCUCCAAAAAACCCUCACCCGAGUGUUACGACUGGAUCUCCAACCUAGAAGACAAGUUUUACUCCGACCUCAAAUCAGACAAACACGACACUCGAUUCCAAAUAUACCUGCACGAAUAUACGAUUACCGAAGAGAAGAACGGUACACCAUUGGAACCGGAAGACUACAAGACUAUUGCCUUAUCAGUGACGAAGGAGCUUGAUCUCAAACUAGACGUUGAAUUUAUCUGUGAUAACUGCUGGAAGAAAAUCUUGGACGAGAGGAAAGAAGAUCUGGGAGUCGAGAAGUCGAGAGUUAUGCGGAAUGAAGGAGAAGCAUUGGGUUCAGUGGGUAGUGAUUCCAUGUUGUCACUCGAGGAAACACCAAAGAUCGUGGUUGGUGCAGAGGCUGAGAAUAAUACUCCAUCUAUUCUCACUAGUUCAAGUCCCACGAGCGUUGAUAGAUUCACGCAACUCGCCUCCGUCGCCGAUUACGCGACCAGAAUCAACCAUGCGCUUCAGGGUAUCCAGGAAGUGUGGCGCCUUUCGCAUGCCGUCCAAGUAUCCCGUGAGUCAGCAGAUCAGAAAGUUUUCGUUGGUUUGAACGCAUUUCCCAUGUCUCCAGCUGAGGUUCAGACUGAUUGCUCGUGGGAUAAGAUGUGGGAAGAUUUGACAUCUGGCAGUAAGAAUAUGGGAAUACUGAGAAUGGAAUUGUGGGAUUUGGAGGCGAUGUUGACGGAGUCAGACUAUGUCAUUGAUGAGGCAGUGUAUUUUUUGAGUAUGAGUACGGGCAAGGAUGUAUUUACGGAUAGGGACGAAAAUAGUGGAGAGAGUGUCCUAACUUCCUCGGUUUGGUAA